GAGGAGAAAAGCGCGGCGUGAGCGGCGGGCGCAGCGUGGCGGGCGCGGCGGGCGCGGAGCGGCGAUGCGCCUGACGCAGAGCAUGUGCACCAUCGCCGAGUGCGCGCCCGGCGGGGACGGCUGCCCCGCCGCACGGCCCCGCCUCGUCAAGAUCGCGGUGGUGGGGGGCAGCGGCGUGGGCAAGACAGCGCUCGUGGUGCGGUUCCUCACCCGGCGGUUCAUCGGCGACUACGAGCGGAACGCAGGUAAUCUCUACAGCAGGCACAUCCAGAUAGAUGGAGAGAUGGUGGCUAUUCAAGUGCAAGAUACUCCAGGAGUUCAGAUCCAUGAACACAGUCUGGAUUGUAAUGAGCAGCUGAACAGAUGCAUUCGCUGGGCAGAUGCCCUGGUGAUUGUCUUCUCCUUCACAGACUAUAAGAGCUAUGAACUACUCGGUCACCUUUACCAUCACAUUCGACAGUUGCAUCCAGGAAACACAGUCCCUGUUGUCAUUGUCGCAAACAAAGCUGAUCUCUUGCACAUCAAAGAGGUGGAGCCUCAGCAGGGACUUCAGCUGGCUAACAUGCUGGGCUGUACUUUCUAUGAAGUAUCUGUCAGUGAAAACUAUAACAAUGUCUUUAAUGCCUUCCAUCUCCUCUGUAAAGAAGUCAGUAAGCAGCAAACAACCAGCACCCCUGAGAGAAGAAGAACCUCUCUUAUUCCACGGCCAAAAUCACCCAACAUGCAGGAUCUGAAGAGAAGGUUUAAGCAAGCUUUGUCUGCCAAAGUGAGGACUGUCACUUCUGUUUGACAGCAGAGACGCUGGUCUUCCCAGCGCUUAGUCCGAGACUGAAACCUGGGGUUUUCAACACUGGCACAUCUAGAGUCCAAGGCAUUGUGAAAGAAGGAUGGUUCAGGUAGUCUUUUGCAAGGCUGUAGAAGUUUUCCAGCAGUUGCUUAAAAAAGAAACAGUGGCAGACUGGAAAAGAAAAAAACCCCAAAACUCUUGAAAUAGUUCUAGGAUGUGACUUGCAGAAUGAGUAUUUUCAAAUGGAAAAGGAACUUGUCAGUAAAUGAAACAAGCUUUCAGUUUGCUUUUUCUUCAGUCAGACAGAUUUGGCUUUCAUUUGUGCAGAAACAACCUUUUAGCUGAACUCAACUUGUACUUGAGCAGGGAAACACCCUGAACUGCAGUUCACUGUUCAGAAGUAACCACUUGAGUCUUGUUUUUCCAUGGAUGAAGGACAGCAUGAUGUAUCUGUUUAAUUUCAUUGCACAGCAGAACUGUUUAUUUCAAAACAAAUAAGCAAACAUGAAAUUGCUCUGUAAAAAUAAGUGUAAAAUAAGUGGAUGGGACUGGGCAUCAAGACUGUAAACAAUGGUCCUUUAUUUUUUUACUAGCUAUGGUAUUGCUGACAACUUGAUGAGAUUCUUUGUAUGCAAAACCAUUGUCCAGAGGCUGUAAACAUAUAUACUUACAAAUAACUUGUGGGUUUUAAUAGACUAAAAUGAUUCAACUUGAAGCUUUUGAGGAAUGAGUGUGGAGUUGGAGUCCAUUAUAGCUGUCAGUGUAAGACACUUCUCUCUCUCUCUCAUCUCUCCCUCCUGUGUGCAAUAGGCACAGAAGGAAUGUGGCUGUGACUCAGCUUGGUGUGAAGCACAUCUGGCUCCAGGCAAUGAAGCUGGUGGCAUGUUCUGAGCUGAGCCAGUCCCUCUUCAUCCUUAAACACGGGACAGAUUUAUAUACAUAUAUAUAUAAAAACUUUUUCUUUUUUACAUUGAGCCAAUGGAGUUCACAGCCUGAGGGCCUUAUACCCAUGCACUUUAAAAAGCCGGUUGUGCUUUUGUUUAAACUGUAACUUAUUUAUUUUGUGUACAGUUACUCCUCCCAGGGAGUGGACUUUUCAUUCUUACUGCCUGGUUCAAUAUUAAACUUUUGAAUUGCAUGUUUUCUUACGUGUUCUGUGCAGGUGAGAAGCAGUGGGCAAUAACCAGUGAAAUGUUGAGACAAAGCAAUAGCUUUCUCAAGGUAGUUAACAUACAUUGUAAGAAGGCCUUUCCUGCCUCUGUUGCUUUAUUAGCAUAAACCACAGGGGGAGAGCUCUCACAACUACUUUACAACUUCCUUUUACGAGAUCCUUUUAGGAGAGGAACUGAAUGAGGCAGAGAUUUCAAAUUAAAAUGGGAUUCUUCAUUUCCCCUUGUCAAAAAAACCCCACUCCAGUGAGAAAGGAAGGGUGUGAGGUAGGUCAAAAUCUGAAAGAACACUAAAUCUUUUAAGUGACUGCUACGUUCUCAAAAUUAAAAAAAAAACAACCAAAAAACAAUUUUAUGUAUUGAGCUAUAUCACAAUGAGAAACUUGAUCAAACUGCAAGUCUUCAAUUAUUUUAUUACUACAAGCCUUCCUGAGGAGGAUGUGUUGCUGGGACUAGGGUGGCUGCUGCACAUGGGCUCAUCUGCUUAGCGCACAGCUGUAAUACCUGGUGCAGGGAAACCCUGACAAGGUGCUGCUGCUGAUAAUCUUUCUGAGCAUAAGCUCCUAACCAAGUGGUUUAGGAUUAGACUUACAAAUAAAGCUGAGCUUGCUUUUCCCAUCUGAGCUUAUUAAAUCACCAAAUACUGCCCAGCUUAUUAAUACAGUACUAAAGCUGCUUGCCAAAGGUGGCUCUGUGUUUUCUCCUCUUCCUACCUUUUGAGUAUCACUUAGCGUCACAUGCAGAGGGCUUUGGCACUCCUUGCUAUGGUCCUGCACCUGCCCAAGCAAAGUGUCUUCUGUGCUGUUGCUACUCAUCUGACUGGCAGACCCCCUGGCCUUUUCCUGGAGCACAGACUAUGUGUUGCUGCUACAGCUAUUUCCUACAAAUAAGCAGCUAACUAUUACACUAGGGCCACUGGAAAGACUCUGCUCCAGUCUUGGUCGAGAAGAGGAGCAGGCUUUUGUGACCAUCUUCUUUAAUUUCUUCAGCUACUUGAGUACAAGAGCAUAGCUGAGUCCCCAGCAUCCACUGCCACAGCUGUGGCCCCACUGGCUGAAAAGAUUCCUGCAAAUUGGGUGUGUGAGGCUGGAAAACUAGUUUCUGCCUCAGUCAAAGGAAGUGCAAGAGCAGCAGUGUCUGAUUACACUUACACUCCCCCCUGCUUCUCACUAUCCACACAGUAUGUCCUUAGAUGGCCAAUUCAGAGAGCAUCUGAUGAAAGACAGAUAAGGGAGAGAAGACCACAACUGCCAGCCUCCAUCAUGUCCAGAAAGCAGCAGCAGCAUCUCAGAGGUGUGAGUAGCUGAACUCACUGACCAGCAAUGGCCACUGGAUGUAAGGGAGCCUUUCUGCUGCCAGCGGGGUGUGGAAAACCUUCUAGGACACCUCCCAGGGCAGAAGGUCUUGGUUCUCUGGGGCAAACAAAUAAUGCAAAAGAAAAAGGGGUUGCAGGAAUAUGCAGUCCUGGCAUCUGUAACCCUGCGUACCAGGAGAGGAGGAGAAGAUGGAUGAUGUUUGGCAUUGUAGGAGCAUUGCUUUACUGAUUACAGAAUUUACAAAACAUGUAUAUUCUAAGAUUGAACAGUACAGAAGACAGAAAAAGAGACUGGCUAUUUGCUUACAGUUGCUCCACUCAAACUGUUUCUUGAGCUUUUAACAUUGCAAUCUCAUAAUAAGUCUCAUUUUUUAUAGCACAAAGUUCCAUUCUAUAGCCAUUCUUAUAAAUUUCUCUUCCAUAGAGGUGACAUUGUCCAUGCUUUAUAAUCGGUCCAUUGUCUCCUUCCAGCCACCCAAAAGUGAAUUUAAAUCAAAAUGCACCCUUUUCUGAAGACCAUUAUAAACAUUUAAGAGAACUUACCCUAGCAAACGAACAAAGGUUAAAAAGCUACUUCCCAUUUAAUCUACUCCUUUGGCAUAAUAAAGAAUGCUCUGAUAGAGUGAA
Molecule: messenger RNA, 3898 nt
Organism: Strigops habroptila (Kakapo)
Lineage: Eukaryota; Metazoa; Chordata; Aves; Psittaciformes; Psittacidae
Gene: RASL11B
Product: RAS like family 11 member B
Exons: 4
Coding region: 65-790 (241 amino acids)
Molecular function (GO): GTPase activity; GTP binding
Source: RefSeq, a predicted model, not a curated record